Messenger RNA from Anopheles moucheti, 5071 nucleotides. RefSeq names its product epidermal growth factor receptor substrate 15-like 1 (gene Eps-15). NCBI's taxonomy places the organism in Eukaryota, Metazoa, Arthropoda, Insecta, Diptera, Culicidae. Gene Ontology annotation, cellular component: cytoplasm; clathrin coat of coated pit; plasma membrane. The record is from RefSeq and is a predicted model, not a curated record. Gene Ontology annotation, biological process: endosomal transport; endocytosis. The transcript is spliced from 12 exons. Bases 244 to 3843 code for a protein of 1199 amino acids. Gene Ontology annotation, molecular function: calcium ion binding; cadherin binding.
GAUUGUUGUGCAGUAGCGAACAAAACACACAAUCUCUAUCGCCAGGCGAGAUAACUGCAGCAGUAUUAUUAUCUCGUCGUGCAGCUGGCCGUUUUGCAUACUGGAUGCACACAUAUUUCGGCAAGGCAGACAUACGGUACAGGCAAGACGCGAACAGCCAGAAAACAUACCACACCAAGCCCACCGAGGACCGAUCGAUUUUGAUUGCGCACUUUUUCACGUCCCACAGCAACAUCCAUCACAAUGACCGACAUUGCGAAGAUCGCAGGAGACCACAUCCUGAUAUACGAGGGCUACUAUAAACAGCUCGAUCCAAAAGAAACGAACGAAAUCGCUGCGCUUGCUGCUGCAAAAUUCCUCAAGAAAUCCGGCCUCAGUGAUGUUGUCCUCAGUCGAAUCUGGGAUUUAUCAGACCCGACUGGUAAAGGCUACCUGACGAAGGAAGGAUUUUUUGUCUCACUCAAGCUGAUUGGACUGGCACAGGAAGGUUCAGACAUAAGCCUUAAAAAUGUUUACUAUGUCCUGUCGAAACCUCCAAAGGUGGGCGAUUUACCAAAACCCCCAGCACAGGUGAAACUGCUACCAGCCGAAAGCACAGAUUGGUCGAUGAAGCCAGAAAAGCGACAACAGUACGAGCAGCUGUUCGAUUCGCUCGGUCCCAUGAACGGGUUGCUCCCGGGUGCGAAGGUACGCGUAACGCUGAUGAACUCAAAGCUACCGCUCGACACACUCGGCCGUAUCUGGGAUCUGGCCGAUCAGGAUCGUGAUGGUAGCCUCGACAAACACGAAUUCUGUGUGGCCAUGCAUCUAGUGUACGAAGCGCUGGACAAGCGUGCCAUCCCGGCUAUAUUGCCACCACAGCUGCAGCGUAACUAUGGCUCCCAAACGGCACAGAAUGGUGCUGGUGGAUUCGAUGCGUUCGGCAAUGGUGUCGCAGACGGUGGCGGUUUUGUGGCAAACUUCCCGACCGACAUUGCGCCUCCGCCGGUCGUACCACCGCUACCGGCUGCCCUCACACGACCACCGCCAAUGACGGGAGGCGCUCCUAUCAUUCCGCCCGUACCGAUGGUACCGCUCGUAUCCAGCUCUGCCCCGAUUGAGGUGACCAGUUGGGUUGUAUCACCGCUCGAGCGUUGCAAGUACGAAGAGAUCUUCAACAAGAGCGACACCGAUCGGGAUGGCCUCGUGUCCGGUAACGAAAUAAAGGAUGUCUUUUUGCAGUCAGGUGUGGCGCAAAAUUUGCUCGCACACAUAUGGGCACUCUGUGACACGAACCAGUCGGGCAAGCUUAAGCUGGAAGAGUUCUGCCUAGCCAUGUGGUUCGUUGAUCGUGCCAAAAAGGGUAUCGAUCCGCCGCAGGCAUUAGCACCGAACAUGGUGCCGCCCAGUUUGCGGAAGAGUUCACUCAUUCAAGCACAGGAACCACCCCAACCAACCUACAGCAAUCCAGAACUGGAAAUGAUAUCCAAAGAAAUAGAUGAGCUUGCGAAGGAGCGCCGCUUGCUGGAGCAGGAAGUGGCCCAGAAGGAGGCUGACGUGCGAAUUAAGGGCGGUGAACUGCGCAGCCUGCAAAGCGAACUGGACACGCUAACAGCAACGUUGAAGCAGCUGGAAAACCAAAAAGGUGAAGCACAGAAGCGUUUGGAUGAUCUAAAAAAUCAGCAAGUAGAUGUAGAUCAAGCCUUGCUAGGGGUAGUGUGCAGCAUUGACGAUGCUCGUCAGCAGGUGAACAAAAUUCGUGAACAGUGCCAGAAGCAGGAAGCAACGCUCAAGGAGCAAGAAGGUGAGCUGGACUCGCGUCGUUCCGAGCUGCAGAAGCUGAAGGAUGAAGAGCAAUCGCUCGAGAAGGAAUACAACGCCAGCACCAAAGAGGUCGACCGGUUGACAUCGCAGCUGCAGGACACGCAGCUAGAGAUCAGUCAAGUGAAGGCCAUGGUUACUCAAAUACAAGAGUACCAGCGUCAAAUGACGGACGCACUAUCAAUGUUCCGUUCGGCGAUCGAGUCGAACGACCCGAUCCUGGUGUCGGACUAUUCGCUCAAGAUUGACCCGGAGUUCCGCGAGGCUAAACAGGCCCUGGAAGAGAAGGAGGUUGAGAACGCCAACAAGCGCGAUCCGUUCGGCGAUAACAGGCCGAAUGGAUUUAGUGCCGGCGAAACGGAAACGGGCUUCGGUGAUGAUUUUAAGUCGAAUGGCUUCACCACGCAGUUCGAUGUCGGUUCGAAUGGGGGAUUUCACGGAACGGGUGCUGGAUUCGGUGACGAUGGGUUCGGUGCGUUCGGUGCGAAGACGAAUGCCAAUAGCGGUGCGGAUCCGUUUGCGUCCGCGGGUGCCGAUCCGUUUGGUGAACGGAAAGGUAGUGCAGCAGAGCCCGCCAAAGAUGAGUUUGGAUGCGAUCCGUUUGCCAUAUUGCAUGCUCCAACCACUGCCGGUCAAGGUUUGACACCAAGUCCCAGCAAAUCCGUUGCACCGCCGCGUCCAGAAUCACCAAGCCCAGCCCUGCCACCGAAGAAGGCUAAGCAGCCACCACCACGCCCAGCACCGCCACGACCAAUGCAGGGCCCUACACCUACCAAACCUGCACCACCGGCGUCGGAUGCAUUCGGUGAUAGUAGCGGCGGUGGCAGUUUUGCCAACUUUGCCGAUUUCGACAAUAAGAAUCUCAAACCAGUAACCUCCCAAGCACUAGCGUCCUCCUCCUUUGCCUCGAGUGGAAACGCAUUUGGAAGCAACCGCUCGCUUACGGGUGCCUUCAACUCGACGUCCUCCUCCACCGUAUCCAGUGUACCAAUGGCUACGAUCACGGUCGAAGCGCCUACUCCUCCAACACCAGCAGCACCGGUUCCAGUUGUUACACCCGUUCCUGUCCUUUCAUCGGCACCGACGCCGACACCGGUCGUCGAUUUUGCGGACGACCCGUUCAAGGACUAUCGAUACGAGGAUCCAUUUAACAUCGAAGACCCGUUCGCCGAUGCCGAGAACGAUGCGCAAUCUUCCGAAGAUCCUUUCUCAACUGCAGGCAGUAAUGUGACAAACAACAACACUCUAUCGAACAAAUUUGAUGCCAAGUUCAACAAAUCGUCCACCGGCUCGCUGGAAACGCUGGAUGAGCUGUUUAAGGGUGUACGGAUUUCAGGUGACGGUGCAAACGAUACAACAUUGAACAACAACAGCGCUAACCGGCUGAAUAACAACAGCAGUGCUCUUUCAUCAAGGAGUGCCGCCGGGUCGAUUGGAAAAUCGAAACCAUUUGUUCUCGAUCCGUUCGAUGCUUUUAAUGAUAAUUUUUCCAAAAACACCAAUCAAGUUGAAGACAGUUUAUUUAGCGCGUUCGGCAACGAUAGUAAGGAUGUCACCGAUAAUAGCCUCUUGGAUGCGUUCCGUGUUACAACAACCUCUCCCGCAGCGCAUUCCACCAGUCCCGCAACAUCAUCAUCCAUGAUGAAGUCAUUCGAGGAUGAGUUUUCCAAAAUGGACGCUAGCAAUGUGUUGAACAAUAAUCUCGCAACCGCCUCUUUCACUAGUGGUAACGAUUUUGUCGCAAAAUUUGAUGAUGCAUUCAGUGCUUUCAGCACAACGGCAACGCAAUCGACGGCUAAUGCCAGCAGCACAGGCAAUGCUAAUGGUAAUCGGUACGGUGGUAGUUUUGGUGCCACACUGCCGCCACCGGCGAAGAGUUCAAAAUCCGUUGCAAAUGGACCGCUGACCGGAAGUUUAAAGCGACCCGAUGGUAGUGCCGAUCCACCAAAAGUGGUCGAAAGAUUUAAUGCCGAUUACUCGAAGGGUGAAACGUUUGAUGCAGAUCUGGAAGCGGUACUACAGCGAUCAAUGGUCGAGAAAUGAACUUUUGCAUAAGGAGAGAUCGUCUGCUGGUGACGCAGGACACAAUGAUGAUGUGAGGGUGUCCUGUCUUUGUAUUACCAAAACAGUUUUAAAGCAUUGACGCUACCGCGAUUCCAAUUAUGUUUAGUUUUCAUACUGCAACAUGUGUAAACAUAUAUGCUAGGCUUCUAUGUACAAUCAUACAUCACGAUCUAACGUUCGGUACAAAGUGUAUUAUGAACAACGAUAAAUAUUACUCUCAAACGAAUACCGCAUAUGCACGAUAAGCGAUGAUUAGCGAAACGCAACAAACAAAACAAUUCCAAUCGACAUCAUGUAACAAUUUGAAACAAAAUUAGCUUUAAUUAUUUUCUUUGUAUCUUUAUGUUGUUUCUUUCUUCAAAUUGUUACAAUGACUCGGUACCGGCGACUUCAUAGAAGAGGUCCGAGCGAAUUAUAACUGUUAAAGUAGACGCUAUAUUAACGAAGGUGUUGAAGUAAUGUUCAUAAUUGUAUUAAAUGCUUCAGCAAAGAAAAAGUUGCGUAGCCGAGCAAAACAAUGUGAACAGUGUAAAUAUUGUGGAUCCCAUUAAGCAACGAAGUUGGAUUAUGUGCAGGAAUAGAGUAGGAGCAGUAGAAAAUGAUGAUUUCAUGACUCUUUACAGGAUCGUGGACGAGGGAACGAUCAUCACAUACAGGAAGGAAUUAUGCGUACAAAGUAACGUGAAAUAUGUCUGUGGAAUGUAAAUUUCGUGUUCUUUUUGUUAUUUUUUGUUCACAUUUCCAUUACGAUUAUUAAAUGAACAGAAUUUAGUGAAAUUACCUAUUACCUACCGUAAAUAGCAAGAUAUUGAAAAAGCAAAUAAUUUGAAGUUGAAAGCUGUAAAAUUAGCUUUACCCGCAGCUCGUAAAAUCUCUUCGAUUGCAGCGUUGAAGGUAAAGAAACAAAUUUAAUAGGUGUGUUGAAUAAUUGUCACGCUUUGUCGGGUUAUCGUUGAGAUGAAUAUGCUACUCAUGAGGAAAACCAUUUACUAUUAAGAAGAAUCAGUAGCAGCCGACAUACGUUACGCAUGUUCCAGCGAAUGAUACUCUGUAAACUUAGCUUUCCCAAAGCUGCGGCCCGCUCUGUUGUUUCCCAGAAAUGCGAGAUUUAAACAAAACAUUUCAGAUAGAUUUUAGGGAAUCUAAAUCUCAGCACGUCAGAACACUCAAGACAUGCACAAUAAAGGGAACAGGAAAAAACGUAUGA